Scatophagus argus is the source of this 1244-nucleotide messenger RNA. Its product is annotated as E3 ubiquitin-protein ligase NEURL3-like. Gene Ontology annotation, molecular function: ubiquitin protein ligase activity. The coding region runs from base 60 to 968 and encodes 302 amino acids. NCBI's taxonomy places the organism in Eukaryota, Metazoa, Chordata, Actinopteri, Scatophagidae. The transcript has 4 exons. The record is from RefSeq and is a predicted model, not a curated record.
GUCAGUGUUGUCAGUCCCCACAUGGAGCAUGUUUUAAAGGCUGCUAAGAUCCUGCCUGCAUGACAAUUGGACCAAGACACAGAUGUGAGCACAUCUUCUCUCAAGACACAAAGAAAAGAAACAUACGCCUGUUCAACAUGCUGAACUCUGAUGAGUCACACCGUUGUAGCCUGUCCUGCCUCGGCCCUCUGACCUUCCACCGUCACGCUGUGGGAAACAAAGUCAUCCUGAGUGAGGGGUGUCGACUGGCAGAGAGGAAGGGGACCUCGUUCAAUGACGGCCUGGUGUUCAGCAGCCGCGAAGUGAAGAUCCAGGAGAGGAUUCGUCUGCGGGUGGAGAAAGUUUUGUCGAACUGGCACGGAGCUCUGCGUGUGGGCUUCACUAACGUGGCGCCUUCAGCCAGAUGUCUGCCUCUGGCCCCCAUGGCCAUCCCAAACCUCACUGACAUACCUAGCCACUGGGCUGCUCCCGUACCUGAAUCUAUCUGCCAAGCAGGUUCAGAGCUGGAGUUCUGGGUUUCUCAUGGAGGCACCAUGACCAUGUGUGUUGGCAAUGACGCUUUUCAGCACAAGCUACUCAGAGGAGUGGAUAUCAGCCAGCCACUGUGGGCCAUGAUAGACAUCUACGGACAGACGCGCUCCAUUUACCUUCUGGGCUCUAAGAAAAGAGAGGCAUUUCACAUGAGGCGGUCGUGUCCAGCACCUAAACGCCUCACUUCACCUGAUAUUGAGCACCAAUCCAGUUUGACUCUGGAUGGAAACUAUGAUGGAUGCAUGUCCUGUCUUGACAUGGACGUCCCAACAGAUAUAAAUGAAGACACGGAAAUGGGCUGUGUGGUGUGCAUGGAAAGGACGGUCAGAGUCACUCUGCCUUGCGGCCACCAGUGUCUCUGCAGAUCCUGCGCCUCCAGGGUCAUCCAUGAUUUUGGCGUCUGUCCUCUGUGUCGACAGGAGAUCAGACAUCCGUGAGUGGAGGGGAGGUGUGUCUCUGUGGGGGCUCCUCGCUGCUGUGUGACUCCAGAAAACCAGAAAACACUCUAGUAUAUGUAAAUGUUGUACAGCACGUGUAAGAUAUGAAAGACUGAGUUCUGAUGUGAACUUUAUAUUCUAUUUGUUGCCUCUUUGACAUUGUAAAUGUUGUUGAAUGUAUUUUUGUGAAAUGAUUUUUGUUCUGUGUGAAUGUUUUUAAAUUGUCUGAUUGAGAAAAUAUGGCUGUAGAAAUAAAUUUUAUUAUAUAUACCUUGA